Messenger RNA from Myxozyma melibiosi, 781 nucleotides. Its product is annotated as ADP-ribosylation factor family-domain-containing protein. Bases 128 to 724 code for a protein of 198 amino acids. Lineage: Eukaryota; Fungi; Ascomycota; Lipomycetes; Lipomycetales; Lipomycetaceae. The transcript is spliced from 4 exons. Gene Ontology annotation, biological process: protein localization to Golgi apparatus; Golgi to plasma membrane protein transport; intracellular protein transport. Gene Ontology annotation, cellular component: Golgi apparatus. Gene Ontology annotation, molecular function: GTP binding; GTPase activity. The record is from RefSeq and is a predicted model, not a curated record.
GAAAAAAAAUCGAGGAAUAAAAAAUAAAUUCGCUAAGAAAGUUCAAAGGUGCGGCUUUGGCUGGGUCAUUAGUGGAUUGAUUUGGCUGCACCAUUUCUCCUUUGCUCAUCAUCAACAGCUUCACGAGAUGUAUCAUCUGGCGAAGGGAAUAUACUACGAGCUGACAAGGAAAGAGGAAUACUCCGUCCUGAUCCUGGGCCUCGACAACGCCGGCAAGACAACUCUAGUCGAGAAGCUCAAGAGUAUAUACAAUGAAGGCCGAUCAAUGGCUCCAGACAGGAUUGUCCCCACCGUCGGACAGAAUGUCGGCCACAUCACAAUCAACCGCAUGAAUCUAAAACUGUGGGACGUCGGAGGCCAGGACAUGCUCCGGCAGCUAUGGAAAGAGUACUACGCCGACUGCCACGCCAUCAUCUUCGUCGUCGACUCCACAGACCGCGCGCGAAUCGAAGAGUGUCGCGACACCCUACAAACCGUCGUCACGCACGAAGACACAGAGGGCAUCCCUGUGCUGAUGCUCGCAAAUAAGCAGGAUCGCGAUGACAGUCUUGAGGUCGAGGAUAUCAAAGAAAUCUUCAACAAAAUCGCAGAAAGCCUCGGCGCGAGAGAUAGUAGAGUGCUGCCGAUAUCUGCGUUGAAGGGUACAGGCGUCACGGAGGCCGCAGACUGGCUCACGACUAGAUUAAUGAGGAAUAAGCAAUAUCGGCCGCCAGACAAGCGGUGAUUGCGUUUUACUUAGUAGGAGUCAAUGUAUACAGCAUAGUCAAUAAGUAAUAUCAAU